AUGACACCAGAGGAUCUCUUAAACACCUUAGAUGAUUUGGGAGAUGGGGAGUUCAAAAAAUUCAAGUGGUUCCUACAGCAGGCCGACAUCGUUCAAGGCCUCCCAACCAUCAAGAAAAGCAGACUAGAGAUGACAAACAGGUGGGACACUGUGGACCUGAUGGUGCAGACCUACAGACUUCCUGGAGCUGUGAAGGUGACCAGGAAGGUUUUAGAGCGGAUCAGCAGGAAUGACCUGCUGCUCAGUUUGUCUGCCAGCAGGUCCAGACCAGAAGGUGAGUCACAGGAAGACAAACAGGAAGAGAACAGGAUUUCAUCAUCUCAACCUCAUCUUCCUCAGACUGAAGAUAAAAAUAUGGUGGUUCCAGUACCAGAGCCUCGCCCCAUCAUGUUUUACAAGCAGAUGCUUCAAUCAAACUUACAGGACAAGUUUAUGUGUGCACAAGAAGGGUGGACAGAAGAUAAAUUGCAUCUAACUGAUAUCUACACAGAGCUGUACAUCACAGCUGGGUAUGAUGUACAUAUCAACACACAGCAUGAGGUCCGGCAGAUUGAGAAAGUAUGGAAGCCAGCAGAACCAGAGAAACCCAUUAGACCCACAGACAUGUUCAAACAUCCUUCAGGAGACUACAGACCCAUCAAAACAGUGAUGACCAAUGGAAUCGCAGGAAUUGGAAAAACUUUCCUUGUUCACAAGUUUGUUUUGGACUGGGCUGAACAAAGAUCCAAUCAAGAUGUGCAUCUGAUUUUCCCCUUCACCUUCCGUCAGCUGAAUCCUCUGAAGGGAGAAAAGUUCAGUUUGGCAGAGCUCAUUCAUGAAUGCAUCCCAGAAACUGUAGGCAUCCCACAGGAGGCUCUGAAUUACAUCUUUACAGAUGUUCAGUCAUCAGGAAUCACCAACUAUGACAAGAGUAAAUUCAAACUUCUGUUUGUGUUUGAUGGGCUGGAUGAGAGCCGCCUUCAUCUCGACCUUCAUUCUGAAGACAUUCGCUCUGUCGAUGUAACAAAGGCAACUAAAACAGAUGUCCUGCUGAGGAAACUCAUCAAUGGGAAACUGCUACGCUCUGCUCGCAUCUGGGUAACCACACGGCCUGCUGCAGCCAACCAGAUCCCUCGAGAGUUUAUCAGCAGUACAACUGAGGUCAGGGGGUUCACAGACCCACAGAAAGAGGAGUACUUCAAAAAGAGAUUCAAAGGUAAGGAGCAAGCUGACAAACUCAUCUCCCACAUCAAAACAACAGGAAGCCUCCACAUCAUGUGCCACAUCCCAGUCUUCUGCUGGAUCACUGCAACAGUUCUGGAGGAUGUGUUGAAAACCAGAGAGGGAGGAGAGCUGCCCAAGACUCUGACUGAGAUGUACGCAGAGUUCCUGGUGUUUCAGAUUGAUCGGACAAAAGAAAAGUAUGGCCCAGAGAAGAGCAUUCAAUACAUUAAGUCAUUAGCAAAACUGGCCUUUGAGCAGCUGGAAAAGGGCAACCUGAUCUUCUAUGAGAAAGAUCUGAGAGACAGCGGCAUUGAUUUCAGUGAAGCCUCGGUGUGCUCAGGAGUGUUCACAGAGAUCUUCAAAGAAGAUCGAGGAAGGAAAGGGAAAGACAAGAUGUUCAGCUUCGUCCAUCUGAGCGUUCAGGAGUUUCUGGCUGCUCUUUAUGUGAGGAUGUCGCUUAUAAAUAGCAACAAAAAUGUGAUGCUUUCACCACCACUGUCUCUGAAAAACCUUCGACUGCUUUUCAGUAAAAUAUCUUCAAAGAAGAUCAACAAAAUUUCGAUUGACAGGGCCUUACAGAGUUCAAACGGCCACCUGGACUUGUUCCUUCGCUUCCUCUUGGGUCUUUCACUGCAGACCAAUCAGGAUAAACUACAGAGCCUACUGAAAAAAACAGACUGUCGGUCAAAAACCAACCAGAAAACAAUCCAGUAUAUCAAGGAGAAGCUCAGUGAGAAUCAGUCUCCAGAGAGAAACAUUAAUCUUCUCCACUGUCUGAAUGAACUAAAUGAUCGUUCUCUAAUAGAGGAGAUCCAACAGUAUUUAAGUUCAGGAAGCCUCUCCACAUAUGAACUUUCUCCAGCUCAGUGGGCCGCUUUGGUCUUCAUCUUACUGUCAUCAGAAGAAGAUCUGCAUGUUUUUGACCUGAAGAAGUACUCUGCUUCAGAGGAGGCUCUUCUGAGGCUUUUGCUAGUGGUCAAAGUCUCGAAAACAUCUCUGCUGAGCAGCUGCAAUUUGUCAGAAAGAACCUGUGAAGCUCUGUCUUCGGUACUAAGCUCACAGGUCUCCAGUCUGACAGAGCUGGACCUGAGUAACAAUGACCUGAAGGAUUUAGGAGUGAAGCUGCUAUCGUCUGGAUUGGAAAGUCCACACUGUGCACUGAAAAUUCUCAGGCUGUCAGGCUGUCAGAUCUCAGAGGAAGGCUGUAUCUGUCUGGCCUCAGCUCUGAAAUCCAACCCCUCACACUUGAGAGAGCUGGACCUGAGCUACAACCAUCCAGGAGACCUAGGGGUGAAGCUACUGACUGCCGGACUAAAGGAUCCACAGUGGAGACUGCACAGUCUCAGCCUGGAGCAUAGUGGAGAGCAAAGGCUGAAACCUGGUCUGAAAAAGUAUUUCUGUGAACUCACACUGGAUGCAAACACAGCAAACAGGAAACUCAAACUGUCAGACAACAACAGGCAGGUGACAGCAGUGACAGAGAAGCAGCCUUAUUCUGUUCAUCCAGAGAGGUUUGACGUCUGGCUUCAGCUGCUAUGUACCACUGGGCUGACUGGUCGCUGUUACUGGGAGGUCGAGUGGAAAGGAUUUGUUUUUAUAGCAGUGAGUUACAGGAGCGUCAGAAGGAGAGGAAACAGUUAUGACUGCAGGUUUGGAGGGAAUGAUCACUCCUGGAGUCUGAGGUGUGCUGAAGAUGAAAGUUUCUCCGUUUGGCACAAUAACAGAGAAACAGCCAUCCCCUCCUCUUCCUCCUCCUCCGCCUCUCACAGAGUAGCGGUGUAUGUGGAUUGGCCUGCUGGUACUCUGACCUUCUACAGAAUUUCUUCCGGCUCACCGAUCCAUCUCUACACCUUCCGCACCACCUUCAGCAAACCCCUGUACCCUGGGUUCUGGUUAGUGUCACAUGGUUCUUCAGUGUCCCUCUGCUCACUGUAGCAGGACGAGUCUUCCACGUGCGGUUGCUGGCAGAAAGGUUUUGAUUUUGAGUGUUGAACAUAUGAAGUAUGUGUGGGGAUGGUCUAACAGAUGGCAGAGUGUUAAUACAGUCAUGUGACGUUCUGCUUGUAAAAUAAA
Molecule: messenger RNA, 3276 nt
Organism: Pelmatolapia mariae (spotted tilapia)
Lineage: Eukaryota; Metazoa; Chordata; Actinopteri; Cichliformes; Cichlidae
Product: NACHT, LRR and PYD domains-containing protein 3-like
Exons: 7
Coding region: 1-3138 (1045 amino acids)
Biological process (GO): intracellular signal transduction
Molecular function (GO): protein binding
Source: RefSeq, a predicted model, not a curated record